Messenger RNA from Medicago truncatula (barrel medic), 1430 nucleotides. RefSeq lists its product as uncharacterized. The transcript is spliced from 6 exons. The record is from RefSeq and is a predicted model, not a curated record. Lineage: Eukaryota; Viridiplantae; Streptophyta; Magnoliopsida; Fabales; Fabaceae. The coding region runs from base 175 to 1215 and encodes 346 amino acids.
AAAAAUACUUCAUCCGGUACUAAACAACACUGAUCAUUCAUCCAUCCAUCUACCUCAAUACAACAAGCGUUACAACCUUAUUGCCUCCGACCCAAUACGAUAAUUUAACCUUGUUUUGUUUUGUGACUCUUUGACUCUUUUUGAGUUGAAAGUUAGAGAACAACACAAUAAACAAUGGCGGGAAUAGCUAUACUUGUAGAUCUUUGGAGGAAGAAUCAUAAUUCUGCUUUUCAAUCUUCUUCCGCUUUUUCUUCUUCCUCUUCUGCUGCUGUUGCUGCUGCUGCAGCUGCUUCUUUUGCUGCUGGUACCACUUUUGCUUCAAGGGCUUUCUUUCGGAUACCAGUUGCAUAUUGUGAUGCUGGCGCCACAGUAUCUGAAGAUCUUAUUUCUACUAUACAAAGUGCUUCUGAAGAUUUUAUUUCUACUAUACAAAGUGCUUCUGAAAGGAUCAACAAUUAUGAUGCUGAAAGAUUUAGUACAAAAACGUACAAUGUCCAACCUAAACCUCUAUUCUCUGCUUUCGAAUUGAGGUCACUUGCAAUGACUUCAAUAAGGUCAUUCCUGAUGCACUAUUUGCCUCUUUUGGAGCCGCGUGCAGAAAUGGAAGAUGAUGAAGACACUUUUGAAAGUCUUACUGAGGAACAGCCAGAGCACCGUGUUGAUCUGGUUGUUCCCUUCAAAAAGUCUGUGAAGCAAAUCAUACGUGAGACAAGUGUUGUGACGACUAGAAGAUUUUUAGAAAGAAUUGCUGUCCAUUAUGUUUCAGAGCGAAUGGCUUGGAAACUUCUUAAAGAUGUUCCUAGAUCAGCUACUCGCAAGGCUGCAAGGAAUAUGCCUACUUAUGUUUACUUCUUUUCUGUGGGCAGAACAACAUUCAGAGGACACAUGCUAGGAGUUGCAGCAUCAUGGGUUGUCCAAGUAGGCAUGGAAUUGUAUCGAUUCUUUAGAUCUAUUUUCAGUGCCAAUGAUGAAGAUAGUAAUGUCGAUACAACCAAGCAAGAUACAACCAAGCAAGUUCAACUUCUCGGACAGAAGGUUGCCCUUACUUCAAUAAGGUGUAGUUCAUCUUUAGUUUUUGCCUCCAUAGGGGCAGGGAUCGGUGCUACCCUUGUUCGUCCAUCACUUGGCCAGUGGAUUGGAUGUGCUGCUGGUGAUUUGGCUGGUCCAAUCAUUGUAGCAUUUUGCGCCGACAAAGCAUUUCAAGUGGCACUUUAGUGCUACUUAUUUUUCUGACUUAUUCUUUACAAACCUCAAAAAUGAAUGGUGUAUCUUCAAAUUUUUGCAGUUUUUAUAUGUCAUCAUAUCUUAAUGAGCUACUAACUUGAAUUUGAUUCAACUCUUUUGAGCUGAAAGGGUUGUAACAUUCUUCCCGUGAUGGUGACUUUAUUACUGUUUCAAUUAAUAUUCCACUUCCUAAACUGUUAGUGUCA